UUCCUCUCCCAACCGGCCAUUUCCCCACCCGAAAAAUAUCCCCCAAAUCCCUAGCUAAACCCUCCUCCUCUGAUCCUCUCUGCCCUGUCGCCGCCAUGUCGCUCUCCAAGCCCCUACUCUCCCGCCUCCUCCCUCUACCUCUCCGCCUCCGCUCCCACGUCCGUCUUCUCUGCCUCGCCACCCCCACCCCCACCGACCUCGAGCAGACCCCCGCCGCCGCCGCCGCCGCCGAGCGCCGCCGCCGCAAGCGCCGCCUCCGCGUGGAGCCCCCGCUCUCCCGGGGACCGGCGCCGCAACGCUCCCCGGGGGCGCCCCGCCCGUCCACCUCCAACCCCAACGCCCCCAAGGUCCCGGAGCCCGCGUCGGUGCUCUCGGGGAAGCGCCUAGACCUCCACCGCCGCAUCCUCGCGCUCGUCCGCGAGAACGACCUCGACGAGGCGGCGCUCCUGACGCGCCACUCCAUCUACUCCAACUGCCGCCCCACCGUCUUCACCUGCAACGCCGUCCUCGCCGCUCUGCUCCGCCAGGCGCGCUACGCCGAUCUCCUCUCGCUGCACCGGUUCGUCACCCAGGCCUCCGUCGCGCCUACCGUCGCCACCUACAACCUCCUCCUCCAGGCCUACUGCGACUGCCGCCGCCCCGACACCGCGCUCGAGCACUUCCGCCUCCUCCUCAAGGACGACUCCCCCGUGCUGCCAUCCCCCACCACCUACCGCAUCCUUGCGCGUUCCCUCGCGGAGAACGGCAAGCUCGACCAGGCCCUCGAGCUCAAGGAUGGCAUGCUCGAGCGCGGUCUCGUCGCGCCUGAUCCCCAGGUCUAUGCCUUCAUCAUGGGUGGGUUUGUCAACGCCGAGGACGGUGACAAGGUGGUCUCACUGUAUGAAGAGCUGAAGGAGAAGCUUGGUGGAGGCCCGAUUCUUGACGGCGUGGUGUACGGGAACCUAAUGAAAGGGUACUUCCUCAAGGGUAUGGAGAAGGAGGCCAUGGACUGCUACGCGGAGGUGCUUGGGGAGGGUUCCAAGGUAAGGUUUGGCGCAUCGAGUUACAACAUGGUGCUUGAUGCACUUGGUAGGAACGGGAGGUUGGAGGAUACACUCCAGCUGUUCCAUAGAAUGUGCAGGGAGCAUGACCCGCCCAGGAGGAUUGCUGUAAACCUGGGGAGCUUUAAUGUGAUGGUCAAUGCGUACUGCCACGCUGAGAGGUUCCAUGAUGCAAUUGAGGUGUUUGGGAAAAUGGCUGAGAAGAGGUGUGCGCCGGAUGCACUCUCGUACAAUAAUCUGAUUGACUGGUUGGGGAAGAAUGAACUUGUUGGGGAUGCAGAAGGGUUGUACAAGGAGAUGGGCGAGCGUGGUGUAAACCCUGACGAGUACUCUUAUGUCUUGCUCAUCGAGUCCUGCUUCAAGGUUGAUAGGGUGGACGUCGCGGUUGGUUACUUCAAUAAGAUGUUUGAAGCUGGCCUGAGGCCCAAUGCAAAUGCAUUUAACAAAGUUAUGGGUGGCUUGGUGAAGGUUGAUAGGCUUGAUGAGGCACAGGGUUUCUUUGAUAUGAUGCCUGAAAAGGAGGUUAAGCCAAACAUUGCUAGCUAUGAGUUGCUGUUGGGGGCAUACGUUGAUGCUGCAAGGUUGGAUGAUGCGAUCAAGAUGGCCAAGGGUAUCCUGCUGGAUGAGAGUGUUGUGUUUAGUGAUGAAUUGAAAGCACUUCUGGAGGGAGCCCUAGAGAAGGAGGGGAGAAAUGGGGACAUGGCAAAGUUGUAUGACGAUGUCGACAGGGAGAAAGCGGAGGCAGCUGCAUGUGCAGCUGAAGCGAAGGCCAGAGCAGAGGCUCUUGCUAAAGAAGAAGAGGAGAGGAAGAAGGCUGAGGCAAAGGCCAAGGAAGAAGCUGCUGCCAGGGCCAGCCGAGCUGCUAUUGAGGCAGUGCUGGGUCGCAAGAGGGAAGCAGAAAAAGAGGAAUCAGCUGAUGGAGCGAAUGUUGAGGAGGCGCAGGUUGUUGAAUCCAACAACGACAACAUCAAUGUUGCAGGAGAACAGAAUGAAGGUGAUGACAAGAAAAAGCAAGAGAGCGGUGAAGCCUUGUCGGGGGCCAUAGCUUCGUCAUCUUAGAGGGAUUACUUUUUGGAGAUGAUGGAGCAGUGUAGUUUACUACUUGGGACAUAAUUUAAUGGAUGUAUGAAUGCUGAUACUCAACUGAAGUUUGCUAUGUAUUCGGCUAAUGUUACUUUGAAGAUUUGACCUGCCGGCACCUUCCGCAAUGUAGUUUCAGAUAGCGAUUUCUCAGUUUUUGGUUGAUUUAAGCCUGGAUGGGACUGUAGUAGCAUUGUUUAUUAGCUAUAAAAGAUUUUAUGUAGUCUUUUCUGGCCAUGUUAUACAGGCUGUCGUCUUUUCUGGUCUGUAAGUUUAUUACCACUUAUAUUUUCAUUUUCAUUUUGUUUUUCUGCAAAUUUCCUGCUACAUUUAGUCACGAGUUUGUAAGUGCAUAUCUGUAACGAUUUAGCUUUGGAAGAGUGAUGCUGGAUGGUGCUUUGA
Molecule: messenger RNA, 2522 nt
Organism: Phragmites australis (common reed)
Lineage: Eukaryota; Viridiplantae; Streptophyta; Magnoliopsida; Poales; Poaceae
Product: pentatricopeptide repeat-containing protein At3g49240, mitochondrial-like
Exons: 2
Coding region: 96-2099 (667 amino acids)
Cellular component (GO): chloroplast
Molecular function (GO): protein binding
Source: RefSeq, a predicted model, not a curated record